Molecule: messenger RNA, 2856 nt
Organism: Oryzias melastigma (Indian medaka)
Lineage: Eukaryota; Metazoa; Chordata; Actinopteri; Beloniformes; Adrianichthyidae
Gene: pgm2l1
Product: phosphoglucomutase 2-like 1
Exons: 14
Coding region: 464-2329 (621 amino acids)
Biological process (GO): carbohydrate metabolic process
Molecular function (GO): glucose-1,6-bisphosphate synthase activity; magnesium ion binding; intramolecular phosphotransferase activity
Source: RefSeq, a predicted model, not a curated record
UUCUUGUUUUACUGUCUUAACCGGAAGUUGUCAUCUGCAGGGGUCCGCGGUGAAGUCAGCGUUUGAUUCGCCGGUUUCCUGAACGUCCCGAUCGUGUUUGAUCCGGUGGAUCAGAUUCUCUUCAUUAAACGGAUCAUUUCUCCGUUUCUAAAGAACCUCGUUAAAUGUUGGAGAACUUCUGUGUUCGGUGGAAGACAGAAGUCUGAGUCCCGGUUUCCGGUAAAGAUCCGGUUCGGUGUGAACCCGGUUCUUCCAUAACCGUGGGACCGGAAGCGUCGGUCUGACACUAACUUCCCGCGCGCCGGCGCUGCUGUUUGGAGGAGGACGGUCACGUUCUGGUUCCGUGACACCGCGCUGCUGCUCGCCGAGCCGGUUCCGUUGGGUCAGAAAUGUGGGGGGGCUGAAGGCGGCGGGAAGUCUUUGACGGACGCCUCGCGCGCAUGCGCCGCUCCGCUCGGUCAGCAUGGAGGACGGCGGGAAGCGCGAGGACUGGGACGCGGAGCUGCCGAACAGCACCGGAGACCCGCAGCUGGACGCAGCCGCGCGGCGCUGGUUCCGCUGGGACCGGAACCCGUGGACCCGGGCUCAGAUGGAGUCACUGUUGAAAGCGGGCCGCCUGGAUGAAGUCCGGUCCAGACUCUGUGGGCGGUUAAGCUUCGGAACCGCCGGACUCCGGGCGCCGAUGGGAGGCGGGUUCAACCGGAUCAACGACCUGACCGUCAUCCAGGCCACCCAGGGUCUGCUCUCCUACCUGUGCAGGUGUUUCCCAGACCUGAGCGGCAGAGGCGUGGUCGUCGGCUUUGACACGCGGGGACAGCAGGAGAGCGGCUGCAGCAGCCACAGGUUGGCGAAGCUGGCGGCCGCGGUGAUGCUCAGCAGAGACGUCCCCGUCCACCUGUUCUCCGGCGUCGUCCCCACGCCAUACGUGCCAUUCGCCGUGAGGACGUUGGGGGCGGCCGCCGGCGUGAUGAUCACCGCAUCGCACAACCCCAAAGAGGACAACGGCUACAAGGUGUACUGGUGCUCCGGUGCUCAGGUGGCCUCCCCUCAGGAUAAGGAGAUCCUGCGCUGCAUGGAGGAGGAGCAAGAGCCGUGGAGCUCCUCCUGCUGGGAGGCGGAGCUUUGGCAGCGCAGCUCGCUGUGCCGCGACCCGCUGACCCGGAUCAACCGCUGUUACAUGGACCAGCUGUCCUCCCUCUGCUUCCACAGGGUGGCGAACGGCGGCUCUCCUCUCAGAGUGGUGCACUCCUCCUUCCACGGCGUGGGACACGCCUUCGUCCAGCAGGCCUUCCAGGUGUUCGGUUUGGCCCCGCCCAUCCCGGUCCCGGAGCAGCGGGAUCCCGACCCCAGCUUCCCCACGGUGCGCUGCCCGAACCCGGAGGAGGGCGCGUCCGUGCUGGAGCUGGCCCUGCGGCUGGCGGAGAAGGAGAACGCUGGGAUCGUUCUGGCCACGGAUCCUGACGCCGACCGGCUGGCCGUGGCAGAGAGAUGUAACGGGUGUUCCUGGAAGGUGUUCUCGGGGAACGAGCUGGCGGCGCUGCUGGGCUGGUGGAUGUUCUUCAAUUGGAAGCAGAGCGCCGCUGACGGGGCCGCGGCGCCGAGCGUCUGCAUGCUGGCCACCGCCGUGUCCUCCAAGAUCCUGCAGACGCUGGCCCGCGCAGAGGGCUUCCACUACGAGGAAACGCUCCCCGGCUUCAAGUGGAUCGGGAACCGGAUCCACGAGCUCUCCGGCGCCGGGAGGCGGGUCCUGUUCUCCUUCGAGGAGUCCAUCGGGUUCCUGUGUGGAGACAUGGUUCCGGAGAAGGACGGCGUCAGCGCCGCCGCCGUCGUGGCCGAGAUGGCAGCGUACCUGCAGAGGGGGGGUCUGAGUCUGAUGCAGCAGCUGCACAUCAUCUACCAGACGUACGGCUAUCACCUGUCCACCACCUCCUACGUCACCUGUCACGACCCCCCCACCGUCCAGAGGAUCUUCAGCCGCAUCAGGAACUUCCACGGCGCCGGAUCCUACCCGCAGACCUGCGACGGCGUGCCCAUCGACCACGUCAGAGACGUGACCACAGGCUACGACAGCAGCCGGCCCGACCUGCGAUCCACGCUGCCCAUGUCCCGGAGCGGCCAGAUGGUCACCUUCCGCCUGCAGAACGCCGUGGUGGCCACGCUGCGGACCAGCGGCACCGAGCCCAAGAUCAAGUUCUAUGCCGAGAUCUGCGCCGCCCCGGGGCAAAGUGACGUGUCGGCGCUGGAGGAGGAGCUUCAGAGAGUCACUGCUGCUCUGCUGGACGAGUUCCUGGAGCCGCAGAAGAACAAGCUGAUUGGCCGCUGUUCUUAGCCCCGCCUCCUCACGCUGCUUCGCAUUGAUGGCGACACAUGCAAACUAACCAGAGACUGAACGGCUUGGCUUUCAGUGUGGUGCAUGAUGGGUAAGCAAGGCCGGCGUGGACAGAACCGCCGAUUGGGUCUGAGGAUUCCGGCCCGUUUCAGGGAAGAGACUCAGUUUUAUUUAUUACUGGGUGGGGGGGUAACUGAAUCUGAGCGUAAGACGACGCCCACCCACCUCAGAACGGCGCCGUCUGCCAGGAGGGAAGGACUCAGAACCAAAGACGUGCUCCUCAAACUGGACUGUGAUGGUUCUGUGAAGGUUCUGUUUGGAGGAACAGAUGUUUACGUCGCUCAGAACAGAACCAGGACAUGAUUGGACGGCUGAGCAGUGCAUGCUGGGAGCUGCAGACUGCCUCGCUCUUGAACGUGCUUCAGUUUGUGGUUGGAGUGGGCGGAGCUUCAGCGUCUUCCUGCUGCAGGUAGGGGGCGCUGAUGUUCACCAAAGCUGCUGCUCUGUAAUAAAAGCUGUUGAUCCAA